Molecule: messenger RNA, 1674 nt
Organism: Penicillium egyptiacum
Lineage: Eukaryota; Fungi; Ascomycota; Eurotiomycetes; Eurotiales; Aspergillaceae
Source: the annotation of a GenBank genome assembly
AUGGCAUCCGAAGCACCCCUUAGAAACUGGCAAGACCUCGUCACCGCCAAACGCCAUGAAUGCGAGCAGAAGAUUCCCCAGGACUGGUUUCUGAGUGCAGACCAGCUGGCGCUCGCGCAGGAAACCCCGCGUCUACUGGAUAUUGGUAUUCCUCGUCAGAGUGGUCUGCUCUCCGAGGUCGAAUUGGAUCUAACGGAAAAUUACACCGCAAGUCAGCUAUUGGUUAAGUUGACGUCGGGACAGGUCAGUUCGUUGGCUGUUACAACGGCGUUUUCUAAGAGGGCGGCUAUUGCACAGCAGGUUGUCUCCUGUCUCACGGAGACCUUCUUCCCCCAGGCACUGGAGCGUGCUAAGUACCUAGAUGAAUACCUCCAGCGGGAGGGCAAGCCCAUUGGUCCCCUACAUGGUCUGCCGAUCAGCAUGAAAGACACUUUCUGUGUCGAGGGCGUGCAGUCCACAAUAGGAUAUGUGGCAUUUCUCAAGAACGAACCCGCAAAGACGAACUCAGCGCUAGUGAAGAUGCUGCUGCAGCUUGGCGCGGUGUUAUACGUGAAGACCAACAUUCCCCAGACAAUGAUGACAGCAGACUCGGAGAAUAACAUCUUCGGCCGCACCCUCAACCCACACAAGACAACCCUAACAGCAGGCGGAUCCAGCGGCGGCGAGGGCGCACUAGUAGCAUUCCGGGGAUCGAUUUUGGGCGUGGGGACCGACAUCGCCGGCUCGAUUCGCAUCCCCGCGCUAUGCUGUGGCGUGUACGGCUUUAAGCCAACAGCCAACCGUAUCCCCUUCGGCGGACAGGUCUCCGGCGCCGAGGAGGGGAUCCCAACACUUGUCCCAACGGCUGGUCCGCUGGCACAUAGCAUCGCCGAUCUCAAGCUGCUGAUGAGAUCUGUCGUCGCCGACGGCCAGGCGUGGAAGUAUGACUCUGCUGCCGUCGCUGUCCCGUGGCAAACUACGCCGUCUGGUAUCGACGUCAGCGGAAGCCUGACUAUCGGCGUGCUUGCUGAGGAUGAGCAUUUCCCGCUCCAUCCGCCUGUGAAGAGGGCUCUAGAGCGGGCCGUUGAGGCGUUGAAGCGCAGAGGACAUCGUAUUGUCCGAAUUGGUGCUGAUGACGAAGCACAGAGUGUGGCAUAUGCGUCGUGUGUUGCGUUUCAGUAUUUUACCUAUGGCCCGCACAAGGAUCUUCUUGCGGCCAGUGGCGAGCCCGCUGUGACUUCAGUUGCUAAGGCUGUGGGGCCGAUGUCCUCUGGCCCGUACCCUGUCCAGCAAGGUCUAGGACCGUUUGAGACUAUCCAGGCAUUGCAUGUAGCCCGCCAGCGGAUCCAUGAUAUCUGGAGGCGGACAUGGGUGGAUCAGAAGCUUGAUGUGAUUCUGGCUCCUGGAGCCCAGAAUACAGCUGUGGGCCAUGACACGUAUGGAUGGCCUCCUUAUACUGUGAUAUGGAAUAUGUUGGAUUAUCCCGUAUGCAUUAUUCCAUUUGGAAAAGCGUCCAAAGAGCUUGAUCCCGAGCCUAUGACAACAGGUGAUAAUGCGCAGCCGGACUAUCACGCCGAUGAGGUAGAUGGCGCCCCAUGUGCUAUCCAGAUCAUCACGCCACGUUUCCAGGAUGAGAAGUGCCUGUGGGCGGCGGAUGUCAUUGACCGGGUAUUGGCCGUUUAUGAAAAGGAAUAA